Eurytemora carolleeae is the source of this 1519-nucleotide messenger RNA. RefSeq names its product zinc finger Ran-binding domain-containing protein 2. NCBI's taxonomy places the organism in Eukaryota, Metazoa, Arthropoda, Copepoda, Calanoida, Temoridae. Gene Ontology annotation, biological process: RNA processing. The record is from RefSeq and is a predicted model, not a curated record. Gene Ontology annotation, molecular function: lipopolysaccharide binding; RNA binding.
AUGUGGAAACCUUAAUUUUGCUCGGAGAGAUAACUGUAAUAGAUGUGGGACAGAGAGAAAAGAUAAGAAAACUAAAAAACAGGGAAUCGAGAUAGGAUCAAACCUUGCCGAAAAAAGUAAAGGGUUGUUCAGUGCAGAGGACUGGCAGUGCUCUAAGUGCGGCAACGUGAACUGGGCCCGCCGGUCAACAUGCAACCUUUGCAACGGUCCCAAGUUUACCGAAGUAGAAGAACGAACAGGUCUAGGGGGAGGGUUUAAUGAGCGAGGAACGGUUGAGUAUAAACCAUUUGUUGAAUCUGAUGAUGAGUUUGAUGAAUAUGGACGGAAAAAGAAGAAAAAGAAGCAAAAUUCAGUUCAAACUCAGCAACCGACUCCAAGGGUCGAGGAAGAGGUAGUAGAUGACGCAGAGGAUGAGGAGGAAGAGGAGGAAGAAGAAGAAGAUGACGAUGAAGGAGAUUUAUCCAAGUACGAUCUAUGGGGGAACGAAGAUGCAGAGGAGAAGGAUAAGAAUGGGAAGGAAGAGAAAGAGGAGAAGGACGAGAAGAAGAAGAAGAAAAGAUCUAGAUCAGGAUCUAGCUCAAGAUCCAGGUCUAGGUCUAGGUCUAGGUCUAGAUCUAGGUCUAAGGAUAAGAAGAAGAAGAAAAGGAGAGAUUCUAGUUCCUCGAGUGGAUCGAGGUCUAGAAGCCGGGGGAGGAAGAAAUCAAGAUCCUCUAGAUCUUCAUCAUCCUCCAGUAGCAGCAGUAGCAGUAGUAGUAGGUCUAGAUCCCGGAGCCGAGACAAGAAGAAGAAGAAGAAUAAGAGUUCUCGUAAAUCCCGUUCUUCAUCAUCCAGCUCACGCUCAUCUUCGCGGGAUCGGUCAAGGAAACGUAGAUGAGCCAUGGAUGCCAAGAGCGAACCAACAUUUUUAAAAGAAGACACCCUCAUUGAAUCCAACCCAGAAGUGUUGCCAGUUUAUGCAAUCAAAAUCCUUAAACCUUUUAUCUUGUAUCAACAUUUAAUGGAAGCUAAUUCUUAAAUCCGACAUUUUAAACAAAAAUUCAUUUCCCGCGUUUUGUAGGAAAUCCGGGGCUACUAACUGUUUGAUAUUUGUUUAUAUUUUUGUGUGUAAUGGUUCGAAAAACCUGUUAAAGUUAAAUCACUUAGCAAAGCAAAAAUGUUUUUUUUCGACGUUUUCUUUCAGGAUUUAUUUUUUUUAAGUUCGAAUUGUUUUUAACAAAAAUUGGGAAUUAAUAGUAUAGGCAUAAUUGAUUAAUGAAAAUUGGUCCUCAAUAGAACCCCUCUUUUUACCUAUUUUGCACAAUAUUUCUGGAACACUUAUUUCUUUUCUAGCUUGUAAAAGCAAUAUUUGGACUCGUAACAAUGGAACUUCUAUUUUGUCCAUUAUUUCUCAAUUGCACAACUUAAAAAAAUAUUUUUUAUGUCGAAAAGUUGUUUCCACAGUGCUUUUUUAUUCUUUAAUAAUUUUUUUUCAUUGUUGAAUUUUGAUCGCCUGAGAACGCAGUAUUGCAGAUCAACCGUU